Chara braunii is the source of this 1806-nucleotide messenger RNA. Lineage: Eukaryota; Viridiplantae; Streptophyta; Charophyceae; Charales; Characeae. The record is from the annotation of a GenBank genome assembly.
ACUGAAUUCGGCCUGACGGACAAUGUUACUCAGUCUUUUGUGGAAGCCUAUCAUCAGGACCAGUUUAUGUCUGAGAUCAUACGCAGACUGGUGGCGAAGGAUAAAAAGACCUCCGCCGAGUUUGAGUUGGUCAAUGGAUUGCUGUUCCUAGAGAAGGCAGGGAAUAAACGCUUGUGUGUUCCAAAUAGCGAGUCUUUGCGUAGUUUGUUUUUAGGUGAGUGUCAUGAUGCCACCGGUCAUUUUGGGUAUAAGAAGACCGCAGCCAACUUGCUGCAGCGAUUCUGGUGGCCCACGAUGAUGCAAGAUGCACAGCUGUAUGUGGAGACUUGUCAAGUUUGUCAACGGGACAAGCCCCGUACUCAAGCUCCUCUCGGGCUGCUUAAGCCCCUUCCGAUUCCGGAAAGGCCAGGUGAAAGCUUGUCCAUGGACUUCAUGGAUACGCUGAUCACCAGCAUGAGUGGAAUGAGGCAGAUCUUCGUCAUCGUGGAUAGAUUUAGUAAGUAUGCUAGAUUAAUAGCCAUGUCGGAAACAGCAARGACCGAGUACGUAAUCAAACUGUUCAAGGAGAACUGGGUCAGAGACUUUGGACUACCAAAGUCUAUUGUUAGUGACAGAGACGUACGGUUCACUAGUGAACUGUGGAAAGCCGCUGCAUCUGAACAGGGAACUCAACUGCAGAUGACUUCUGGAAGCCAUCCAGAAGCUAAUGGCCAGGCGGAGCAGAUGAACCGCACYGUGCAGCACCUGUUGAGGCACUACAUCAAGCCUAACCAGGUGGACUGGGACGAAAAGCUUGCUUUAGUUGCCAGUCUGUAUAACAAUGUUGUACAUAGUGCUACGGGGGUGAGUCCUAACAGUCUGCAACUAACGUUUAAGCCUAGACUGCCCUUAGACUUUCUACUACCUGACAAUCAGCCAGACACUGCAACCGGCACUCUAGAGUUUGCCUAUCGUUAUGAACAGAAGAUGCAGGAGGCUGUAGAACACAUGCAGAAGGCACAGUCUGCAAUGAUUGAGUCCGAAAAUAAACAUCGCCGCCCUUCUGCAUUUCAGGUUGGGGACAGAGUCUGGGUCAAGUCCUCUGAACUUGGACAAGAGUUGGGGAUAUCUCGCAAACUCAUGCCUCAGUACUUUGGGCCUUGGGAGGUCUUGGACAUAGUUGGGACAGAUCCAGAUGGGCCAUCCUAUGUCAUCCGUAUCCCUGGUCACCUGCGCACCUACCCUGUAUUUCACGCCUCCAAGCUCGCUGCUUUUAAGCAGACCGACCAGUUUCCUACUCGCCGUUCUAUGUUGCCCCCAACCAUGGAUGGAGAAGUCGACAUCGAUGAUAUCGUCGAUCACAGAGAGAUACCCGUUCAGAAGCCUCCAGGAAGAGGACGUCCUCCCAAGCCAAAGCUGCAGUUCYGUGUUCACUUCAGACAUCAUACAGAUCCGAAGGAGGACCGCUGGUUUACUCGGGAAGAAUUGAUGCAGACCGCCCCUCAGAUCGUUGCCCGCUAUGAGAGGGAUGUUUWGAAAGGAAAGCGCCAGCUGGCGGCAGACUGAUCUUCUCAGAGGACUAACGAAGAUAUGGAGGAGGGAAUGYGAGGCUAUGCCCGCUUWGCCCUACGGGCCUUAUUUGCAACAAGGUCGGCCGCCCUAAGUGAAGGCAGGCACGACAGGCCCUCAGGGCCUCNGACAGGCCCUCAGGGCCUCGUUUUCAGGGUACCCCCGCAAAAAGGGGAAAUUCAGGCAGUUGCACAGCAUUAGUUGGUUGAAUGAACUCAGGCCCUGGGCCGCCCGUGUGAAUGAAUGUAAAGCAGGCCC